Molecule: messenger RNA, 1175 nt
Organism: Neurospora tetraspora
Lineage: Eukaryota; Fungi; Ascomycota; Sordariomycetes; Sordariales; Sordariaceae
Exons: 2
Coding region: 178-1137 (319 amino acids)
Source: RefSeq, a predicted model, not a curated record
CCUGUAAAAGUCGGCGCUGCAAGGCUGCCCGGUCCGCUGAGCUGAGUGUCGCUGGCAUGCCAACCGCUAGCCCCACCUCUCCCUUUGUCAACAAAGAACGACAUCAUCGUCAUCAACAUCCGUCUCAUCCCCGCCACCUAACAAGACUAUGUGAACCACUUCUACCAGAUAUUAUCUAUGGCGCCGAUAAGACGUUACCUUCGAAUCACAAAGUAUUCGGUGCUCGAAUGUCGUAUUUACCUCGAUAACCCGGCCUUGGCACACUCAUGGCUUCUCAACCCCAGGAAUCCCAUUCUGCCCAAGGUCAUUGAGGCCGUACGUCCACUAGUAUUGCCCAAGUUGCGUGAGGAGAGAGAACGCGCGCAAAGCAAGAAGAAGAGCAAGAAGCGGAGUAUCAAGGACGUGGUCAUUGAGGAUGACUUUGAGGUAUCUGUCUUCCUCACGGAAACAGACACUCGACACUCUCUAUUGCACAAGCAGAAGCACUUUCGAGACAAGAUCCAGACCAAACUAAAGUCCAACUCGUCCAAGCUCACGGGAGAAUCACGUGAAGCACCCAUCGAUGUUGACGUAGAAGCCGCUCUACUUCGGGAGGCAGCCGACGACCAUGAUGUGCCCAUGCUUCGAGAGGAAGAUAGCGAAGAUCAGGAGGUCAACCUAAACGAUAUCCCUACCGUCGAUGAAACGGACGUCAUAUCCGAAUCCGCCAAUAGGAGAUCAAAACGAAGACGUCGGCAAGCAUCGGGACCAAACAAUGAGAGUGGCGCUGAUGACGAAGCCCAAGUCAUUGACUCAGACCUAUCCGAUGAUGAUGGCCUGUUCGUUGGCGACAGCGACGACGACGGAAGCGAAGGGCCUCCGGCAAGGAAGCGUCGCAAAGAUAGGCAGCCUGCUGCUGAGGAGGGCGAGCGUGACGACAAGAAGAAGCUUGCUAUGGACAUAUCAUAUGAGGGCUUUGCCAUCUACGGUCGCGUACUCUGCCUCGUCGUGAAACGGCGGGACAUUGGGCGGACCGUAACGGGGCCUUCAGGUGGCAGAGCUCUGACGGCCCAGCCUGGCGGCCAGGCAAUGCUGGAAAACUGGAUCACGUCUACACAACUUCCCGAGGCUGCCGUGGGAGAGGACGACGCGGUUUGAGACGGCUGCCAAGCUGGCUGUCCGGCUGAAGUUGGUCC